Molecule: messenger RNA, 2777 nt
Organism: Fukomys damarensis (Damara mole-rat)
Lineage: Eukaryota; Metazoa; Chordata; Mammalia; Rodentia; Bathyergidae
Gene: Osbpl7
Product: oxysterol binding protein like 7
Exons: 22
Coding region: 504-2777 (757 amino acids)
Cellular component (GO): intracellular membrane-bounded organelle; plasma membrane; cytosol
Molecular function (GO): cholesterol binding
Source: RefSeq, a predicted model, not a curated record
CCUUCGGCCCCUCCUUCCUCGUGAUUGAGCCCCACGAGCGGCCAACAGCGAGGGGUCGGGGACCCGGGUCGAGGGCCCCAGAAACCCAGGCACCGGGAGAGUUUGCGAACUUUCAACGGCUGGAUGCAGGAGUUUCGCCUCGGGGCCCCUGUGCUGCAACCGCCUUCCCGGCUGGCUGCCCUUCCCCUGCCACGUCCCUGUCCCCUCCUAGCCUGGCUCCUCAGGUGCUCGCCGGCUCCCCAAGAAGACCUGGGCUGCUCCCCCAGCCUCGGGCGGCCUCCCCCCCCCCGCGCGCAUUACCGAUCUCCGGCCGAGCCGUGCGGAGGGCGCCUGUGGGCCCUGCUGCGGGACCUGCGGACUCGGCAUGUUCUUGGCCACCUCUUCUGCUCACCGUGUCCCCGGCAGCACCGUGGCCCGCUCUCUCUGGGGUCCCCUCCGGACCGGGUGACGUCCUUCUUGCGCCUGCCCCACACCCUCCACGGGCAGUGGCCUCUCCCUCGUCCAUGGACCUCCAGGAGAGGGACACCCCGUCCCUGGCUGAGAGCGCUCAGUCCUCAAAGCCCAGCAGUGGCCAGCAGGCCUCCGAGCCGUGGGAGGUGGUGGAGGAGCCCCGGGGCAGGCUGGGAGCAGAGGGUGUCAAGCCCGAGCGGCAGGAAGGCCACUUGCUCAAGAAGAGGAAGUGGCCCCUGAAGGGCUGGCACAAGAGGUACUUUGUGCUCGAGGAUGGGAUCCUCCACUAUGCAACGACCCGGCAAGACGUUGCCAAGGGAAAGCUGCACGGCUCCAUUGACGUCCGGCUGUCGGUCAUGUCUGUCAACAAGAAGGCCCAGCGCAUCGACCUCGACACUGAAGACAACAUUUAUCACCUCAAGAUCAAAUCCCAGGACCUGUUCCAAAACUGGGUGGCCCAGCUGCGUGCCCACCGCCUGGACGUGCCUGGCACCACUCAUCGCAAGCUCCUAACGGCGGGUGGCACCUCCGCCCUGCCUGGGGUCGGAGCUCAGGAGAAGGUGUCUUCCUGGCUGAGGGACAGUGACGGGUUGGACCGCUGCUCUCACGCGCUGUCCGAGUGCCAGGGGAAGCUCCAGGAGCUGCACAGACUCCUCCAGAGCCUGGAGUCCCUGCACCGCAUCCCCUCGGCGCCUGUGAUCCCCACACACCAGGCCUCCGGGACCACCGAGAGACCCAAGAAGGGCAAGCGGACCACCCGCAUGUGGUGCACACAGAGCUUUGCCAAGGACGACACCAUCGGCCGGGUCGGUCGUCUCCACGGCUCUGUCCCCAACCUGUCUCGCUACAUGGAGUCCCGGGACUCCUCGGGCCCCCGGGGGCUGCCACCCCCAGACUAUGCCCACCUGCAGCGCAGCUUCUGGGCCCUGGCGCAGAAGGUGCACAGCUCCCUCAGCAGCAUCCUGGCCACACUCAGCACGGAGCGGGACCGACUGCGGGACCUGCACCGGGGCUCCGAGCUGUCCAGGAUCGGGGUGCCCGGGGGGCAGCGACGCCUCCACUCGCUGUCCACAUCCUCGGACACCACGGCUGACUCCUUCAGUUCCCUCAACCCCGAGGAGCAAGAAGCUCUGUACAUGAAGGGGCGAGAGCUGACCCCGCAGCUGUCCCAGAGCAGUGUCCUGUCACUGGCCGAUUCCCACACGGAGUUCUUCGACGCCUGCGAAGUCCUCCUUUCUGCCAGCUCCUCCGAGAACGAGGGCUCUGAGGAGGAGGAGUCGUACACCAGUGAAGUCACCACCAGCCUGUCGGAGGAGGUGCUGCAGCCCAGGGGAGCCGAGCGCUGUCAGAAAGGGAGCGCCCCAGGGCCCCCUCGCUGCCUGGGGGGGCGGCAGCCCCUGCCCAGCUCGCCCAGCGUGCUCCUCCCCUCGCAGGUGUACGUCGCGGCCUUCGCUGUCUCGGCCUACUGCUCCACCUACCACCGCGCUGGCUGCAAGCCCUUCAACCCGGUCCUCGGGGAGACCUAUGAGUGUGAGCGGCCCGACCGCGGCUUCCGCUUCAUCAGCGAGCAGGUCUCCCACCAUCCCCCCAUCUCCGCGUGCCAUGCAGAGUCCGAGAACUUUGUCUUCUGGCAAGACAUGAAGUGGAAAAACAAGUUCUGGGGCAAAUCCCUGGAGAUCGUGCCCGUGGGCACCGUCAACGUCAGCCUGCCCAGGUUCGGGGACCACUUUGAAUGGAACAAGGUGACGUCCUGCAUCCACAACAUCCUGAGUGGCCAGCGCUGGAUAGAGCACUACGGGGAGGGCGCCGGCUGCCGGAGUGAAGGAAGAGGCGACCUUUCCUCCGCAGCCCCGCCCGGCAUCUAUCCAGACCCUGGCCAGCGGGCCUUUCUGCAGCUCCCUGGUCCUUGGCCACCCAUGUCCUUCUGCAGCUUCCAGCUCCCUCGUUCCCAGUCCUCCAGGGACUCCCAGCGCGAAGAACCCGCUCCCUCCAGGAGGCGGGGACAUCCUGGGCCCUGGCUCAGAGCCACGCCGCAGUGCCUCUGGAUUCGGUCUCUGCCCGCCCCUGGCCACGGGGCCUCCCGACCGCUGCAGGUGUCACUUCCCGAGGGUGGCCGCUUUCCCAGCGACGGCGACCGCAGGGUCAGGAAAGUGGGCGGGGGCCAGGCCAGCCCUGCGCAGCCCAAGUCCGCCCCGUGUGGCUGCCACCGGGUCCGCAUGUGCCCGGGCCUGGAGCAGGCUCGCUCAGGACAAGCCUGCGGUCACCCCUCCGAGGAGGAGAGCCAGUGCCUCACCCAGUCCGGCUCCCUGUUCCAGGGCCCCCAGUGA